GUACCCUCGCCCGCGAGAGAAAUCGUAACCCUAAUUUCUCUUGCUCUCUCGUCCCUCGCUUUUCUCCCUCUCUUUCUCUGCCGCAUCUCUCUCUCCCGCCAUGGCCAAGAAGCGAAAGGCAGAACCCAAGCCCGAGCCAGAGCCCGAGGAGCCAACUCCCGUUGAAGAAGCACCCCCUGCCGAUGCCGAGAUGGUCGAAAACGCAGGCGCUGGUGACGCGGACACCCAGGGCACCCAGGACAGCGUUGCGGAGGAGGACGGCGAGGAUGAAUCCGACGAGGAGGAUGGCGAGGAGGCACUCCAGAAGCUCCUGGAGCCCUUCGGCAAGGAUCAGCUCGUCGAGCUACUCGUUGAAUCGGCCCUCAAGUACGCCGACGUUCUCGACCGUAUAAACGUGGUAGCCGACGUUGAUCCCGCCCAUAGGAAGAUCUUCGUCCAUGGCCUCGGCUGGGAUACCACCGCCGAGACCCUGAAGAACGCGUUCAAGAAGUACGGGGAGAUCGAGGACUGCAACGCCGUCACCGAUAAGAUCUCCGGCAAGUCGAAAGGAUAUGGGUUUAUCCUCUUCAAGCACCGUAGCGGCGCUCGGAAGGCGCUGAAGGAACCGCAGAAGAAGAUUGGCAACCGGAUGACUGCCUGCCAGCUCGCCUCUGCUGGGCCGGUGCCGGCGACGCCACCGGUCUCUGAGUACACGCAAAGGAAGAUCUAUGUUAGCAACGUCUCGGCGGAUAUCGAUCCGCAGAAGCUGCUACAGUUUUUCAACAAGUACGGAGAAAUCGUAGAGGGACCGCUUGGCUUGGACAAACAGACUGGAAAGCCUAAGGGUUUCACACUUUUCGUUUACAAAACGAUCGAGAGCGCUAAGAAAGCGCUCGAGGACCCGCAUAAGAACUUCGAGGGGCAUAUCCUGCACUGCCAGAAGGCGAUCGACGGGCCAAAACCGCCGAAGGUGCAUCACCACAACCUGCCACCGAGCCAUCAAGGUUUUCACAGGAACGAGAGUGCUGGCGGAGGAUUUGGUCACGGAAUCGGGAAUUUGGGAAGCAGUGGUUCUGGUGGUAACCCUCUGAUGUCUGGUGGGUUGGGGUUUAAUCAGGCGGCUGCUGCUCCCGCGACUCUCAAUCCAGCACUGGGUCAGGCUUUGACAGCGCUUUUGGCCACCCAGGGUGCUGGUCUUGGCUUGACGAAUGUUCUAGCUUCGUUGAAUCCGGCCCUCAACCCGAACCUGUCUUCCGCUGUCAAUCAGACUGUCCCGUCUCCAUUGGCGAGCAGUGCUCCACAUGGCGGAGUGGGAGGGUUUGGUAAUCAGCCAGGAGGUAAUGCUAACCUGUACGGGAAUCAGGCUGCUCUACCGUAUCAAAACUCUGGUGGAAGGUCACAACAAGCUGGAGGCCCUAUGGGUGGUGUGCCGCCGUAUUUGGGGCAUUAGGUGAUGGGAAUGGAGGGGUGUUGCAAGGUCAUUUUGACACACUUGCCCAGGCCUUGAAGUUUGCGUCUCCGUGGAUCUGUUGUCACAUCACAAGUCUGCCUGUAUCUUAACAAGUAUGAGAAUGAUUCUUAUGGUUCCUUGAAAGUUCGAAUUGAGUCCGAAAUUAUUUUGGUGAGAGAUUUAAGUUUGUAAACUGAGGCUUCCGGAACUGGUUGAGCACUUCUCGUCAAACUACCAAAUCCUUAAAUGCUUCAGGUGAAAGAAGAUGAAGCUUGUUAGAGGUUCGAACCUUCAUAGGCUGUUUGAAGCGCCGUUAUCUCUGUUUGUGGGCAUCUAAACCACGUUAAAGCGUUUUGUGUUAAAUCCUGUCCGUUAAUCCUCUUUCUGAUUGGCCUUGACGGUGUUGAAUAGUAUCCAUGGGGUUAUAUUGCUGCCUGUGGAAGCAUUAAGUAUUGCAUGAAAAUGUAAAGGGUACCCUUGAGUCACCUUUCAUUUUAAUAUUCGUGCGUUAAUGUGUGCCA
Molecule: messenger RNA, 1950 nt
Organism: Nymphaea colorata (pocket water lily)
Lineage: Eukaryota; Viridiplantae; Streptophyta; Magnoliopsida; Nymphaeales; Nymphaeaceae
Product: UBP1-associated protein 2A-like
Exons: 2
Coding region: 101-1429 (442 amino acids)
Molecular function (GO): RNA binding
Source: RefSeq, a predicted model, not a curated record